Molecule: messenger RNA, 1404 nt
Organism: Dovyalis caffra
Lineage: Eukaryota; Viridiplantae; Streptophyta; Magnoliopsida; Malpighiales; Salicaceae
Source: the annotation of a GenBank genome assembly
AUGGAUACCGGCAUUCAGUCUCCGCAGUUGGAGAAUAUUGAGACGAAAGCAACAUUUCGUAAGCCUUCCAAUGAUAUGGCUAACAGGAAAUACCGACGCCAUUCUCCUUUGAAUGGAUCACCUUCGUCGGAUGGGGGUAGUCCAGUAGUUCACAGGGAUGAUUCUGCAAAAGCUUCACAGAGAAGGAAGGAUGAAGAGAAAGAACUGGAAAGGGAUUCUAGGAGGAGUCGGUAUCAGAAGAAUGGAGAUUCGUAUAGACAUUCUGAUCGGCAUUCUACCAGGAGUUCUCAUGGUUAUUCUAGGAAUGAUGACUAUAGACAUGACAGGCGAGUUGAUGAUGGAGAGAGACAUUAUCAGGCUUCUUCUCGUUCUGGUUGGGAGUUGAAAGAUGGAGAGCGUGGUAGGUCAAGAGACCAUGCAAGAAAUGUGGAGAAAUAUUCUGGUGAUAGAUAUGAUAGUUUGGGGAACAGAAGUAGGGACAAAGAGAGAGGAUCAUCAGAGCAUCGGCAGUUGAAAGAUAAGGAGUUUUCACCAGACAGAGUUGGAUCUAGUAGGAAAUAUAUGAGCACAGCCUCUGAAGAGAAGGAUAGAGAUCAACACAGGCGGGACAGAGAUGGUCGUGACGAGAGAAGAGAUUAUCAUAGGAGUUCUGGAGAUCAUAAAAGUGAUCGUUCAUCCUACUAUGAGGAAACCAGGGGGCAUCAAACUGACUCUUCUGGAAGGGAUGGCAGACAACGCCUUAGAGAAUCUUUUAAGAAUGACCCCAAGGAAUUGAAUUGUCAGAAGGAAAAGAAACAUGAUAACUGGGAAAGUAGCAGGGAGAAGGAUCGGUACAGUAAAGUUCCAGGGGAGAAGAACGAUGAUAAAUCUGUUUUUGGGAGUGAAAAUCAAGAAUCUCCUGCCAAAAAGUCAAAAUUGUUUAGCUCUAAAAAGGACUCGGAUAACAGCAGAGAAGUUAAUGAAAAGAAGUCUUCAAGUUCAUUGCUGGCCCAGGAGGUAGAAAAUAAGGGCAAUGUAGGACAAACAGAUGCCAAUAAUUUAGAGGCAGCUAAUGACUUAGAUGCUGCAAAGGUUGCUGCUAUGAAAGCUGCUGAAUUAGUUAAUAAAAACCUAGUUGGAGGGGGUUUUAUGUCUACUGAGCAAAAGAAAAAGCUGCUUUGGGGGAGUAAAAAGAGUGCUGCUCCAGAAGAGACUGGUCGCCGGUGGGAUACUGCUAUGUUUGGUGAUCCUGAAAGAAAAGAAAAAUUCAAUAAACUCAUGGGUGUAAAAGGGGACGUGAAGGUGGAACCCAAACCCGACAGUCAAGAUGCAGAGAAACAGAAGGAACUCCAGAUGGAUCUAGAGAAACAGUAUACUGCUGGGCUUCGAAGAAGAGAUGGCCGCACUGUUGGAUUGGGUCUUUGA